Molecule: messenger RNA, 1891 nt
Organism: Acanthopagrus latus (yellowfin seabream)
Lineage: Eukaryota; Metazoa; Chordata; Actinopteri; Spariformes; Sparidae
Product: apoptosis facilitator Bcl-2-like protein 14
Exons: 7
Coding region: 169-1089 (306 amino acids)
Source: RefSeq, a predicted model, not a curated record
AUCACGCAAAAUGUGAUGACGUGUGACGCAUGCAUCCGCAUACACCCCGUGUGUACAGUUCAAACCACCGUGCGAUCUCAGUUAGUCGUUCACAAACUCGACAGAAGUCGGUCGUUGGAGGACUUAGUGCAUUUUACCGGCUUUAUAAUCACUCGGACUUGAAGCAACAUGGCAAACGGUCACGUGACGAUCCAUGACCCCCUGUCCAACCACAACAACCUCACCAGCAGCACAGACUGCGACCUCAACUCUACCUCAGGUCGGGACAGCAUGGGGGACACCGUGGAGCUCCGGCUGAUGAUGGCCUAUGCAGCAAGGAGGCGGCCAAAUCGGAAGGUCGAGUCUCCUACACAGGACAGCCCGAGUGCACCAAAUGGAGUUGCACAUUCAAACGGACCAUCGUCACCUCCGACUCCAGACAAGACUGAAGAAGAGGGGGAGGAGACGAAGAAGAAGAAGAGGAGAAAAAAGGGAUUUAGAAGUUUGAUGAAACUUUUGCCCUGCAUCAAACCUCAGACAGACGACAAAGAACUUGCCCAAAGUCCUGAAGACACACCUGAUGUCACAACCAGAUGUUUAAUUAUAGAGGAUCCCAAAGAUGUCGAAGAUGAAGAAAAGGAUGAGUUGGAAAAGGUGGCAGAGCGACUGACGGAGAUCGCCGAUGAAAUCCCGUUCACUCCUCCAGAGCUGGAGUCAGAUGCACCAGAAGAUGAAAUGGAGAAAGUGAUCGGGCUGCUGCUGAGGGACGCUGGGGACCGACUGAACGAGAGGGAGCUGAGAGAUGCCAACAUCGCUGCAGAGCUCUUCUGGAACUACAGUUUCUUUGAGAAGCUAGUAAAGACCCUUCUCAUCAGGAUGGGCCUCAUUAGCCCUGAACCCGACACUCUGGGGCCACAAGCGUCCCCCAAAACCCAGAUCGCUGUGACCUGUGAGGUCACCAGUCGACUGUCGGCAGUGAACACGCUGCCCAUGAGCCGGAUGCUCGAUCACGGAGCCAGAUAUCUGCGGGAUCAUUAUUCAUCCUGGGCUCAGCAGGAGGGAGGAUAUGAGGACGUUUUUCACAGUGACGAUGAAGAUGAAGUCCACUGAAACUUGCCACUUUGUUCCUUCAGCUUCACUCGAUUCCCCCAGUCUGACUUUAAGUGGAGAGUUGUAGCAUCCCACCGUUAGCACACCUCACCUGUACAUAUGUGUCAACUCUGAAAUCACUCUUAUCGAGGUGUCACGGGUGCUUCAAGAGCUUUACAUUUGGCAGGAUCAGCCAGUUCAGUUUACAUGCACAUGAAACAAGACCUGAUGAGCAUUAACAUGUCUGUAUGCAUUGUAAGAAUAUUAAAACGUGAUCCUGCCGACUGACAUCUUAUGUGCUGAAGACUUUCAGGGACCCAGAGCCAAAGAAACAGCAGUUUGUGCCAGUGAACUACAGAAUCGUGAUUUUAAAUUUUGUGAUAUGAAGCUGCAGAAUUCCUGCUGAAGUUUAUUAGACAAAAAUAAUAUAUUUUUUUAAGAUGAAUGAUUACUGUCAGCAUUUGCACUUUUUCAGCAGGGAUGGGGCCAAGUCGGUUGUAGUUUUUAUUUUAUGUAAUCGAUAUAGUUAUUCGCUACUAUAUGAUUGUUUUAGUUUUAGUAAAUUUAGCUACAACAUGAGUAUGUGAUUAAAAAAAUAUGCUGUAUCUCUGAAGCUCCAUGUUUUCUAUUUUGUUCUUUAUUCUUUCUAUUUAUAAAAAGAUUUGUUAUUGCAACUGAAUGAAAGAAAAACGGACACUUGAUUUACACCACGAGAUAAAGUCAUAAUGUGUCAUUGUAAAUAAUAUGAUAGUAUUAACUACAUCAUUGCCUUGUAUGCAAAAAAAGAAAAUGAAAUAAAGGCCUUUACUUUUUUACAACGUUA